Meloidogyne enterolobii is the source of this 339-nucleotide messenger RNA. The record is from the annotation of a GenBank genome assembly. NCBI's taxonomy places the organism in Eukaryota, Metazoa, Nematoda, Chromadorea, Rhabditida, Meloidogynidae.
AUGCAACAAACUGAUAUUACAAAUAUCAUUGCUUAUUCACAACCACCAAAUAGGGAUAAGUGUCCAUAUAAAGCACAAGCUGGAUAUCCAGAGUAUGCUCAUGGUGGUGUUCACACAUUUGUAGGUAAAUACAUGUCAGACCCAGGUACAUCAGCAAAUGACCCUUGUUUUUUCAACCAUCACAGUUUUAUCGAUUUGCUUUUUGAAGAGUGGCGUAAAGCAAGACAAGAUUAUAAUAGAAGGCCACUUGAUUACCCAGUUGAUAAUCCUGAUUGCGAAACAGAAGUUAACUACAAAAAUCAAAAUAUGUCACAAUUUCCAGUAAUUUGUUCUUAUUAA